This is a messenger RNA of Lineus longissimus, 4686 nucleotides long. RefSeq names its product diacylglycerol kinase delta-like. Gene Ontology annotation, biological process: intracellular signal transduction; lipid phosphorylation; diacylglycerol metabolic process. The transcript is spliced from 29 exons. The coding region runs from base 277 to 4098 and encodes 1273 amino acids. Gene Ontology annotation, molecular function: ATP-dependent diacylglycerol kinase activity; protein binding. Lineage: Eukaryota; Metazoa; Nemertea; Pilidiophora; Heteronemertea; Lineidae. The record is from RefSeq and is a predicted model, not a curated record.
GUUGGAAUAUACGAAGGGAUGACCAUAUUAAAAUCACCUCACCAGACGAAUCCUCGGAAAGUGAUGGGGAAACGGAGCCUGCACCCUCAUUUCAUAGAAGGAUAUCUACUAAUAAAGAAAUCAAGACCUCGUGGAAUUAAUAUAGUUUUCACCGCCAGUUGGCGCUGCAGGCACAUUGACUGAAUUUUGGCGAUUUCAAAUUUGGCGGUGGCUCAACUUUUUUGCAAGCAGUGCUGCUGAUUGGCCGAUCGAUAGAAGAGAUGCCACCAUUUAAAAAUGGCGGUAGUCGCUGCUUCAAUGAAGAGAUGCCUUAAAGAGGGAUACUUAAUGAAACAAACCACAUCAUUCCAGAGAUGGAGAAGAAGAUAUUUUAAGCUCAAGGGAAGAAAACUUUACUAUGCAAAGGAUACUAUUUCUAUGAUCUUUGACGAAAUCAGUUUAACCGAUCUCAGUGUUGCCGAGUGCAGCACCAAAAAUGUCAAUCAUAGUUUUCAGGUUAUCACACCAUUUCGGAACUUGGUUCUUGGGGCUGAGUCUAGGAAGGAAAUGGAGGAAUGGAUAUCUGCCUUAAAAUCUGCAGCAAAUAAUGAAUAUUAUGAUCCCAAGGUAGAGCAUCGUGACAUGCUUUCAGGGCAACACAACUGGUAUGCAUGUUCACACGCACGACCGACUUACUGUAAUGUAUGCAAGGAGGCCCUGUCAGGGGUCACGUCACAUGGCCUCUCCUGUGAAGUGUGCAAGUUUAAAGCUCAUAAACGGUGUGCUGUGCGAGCACAGAACAAUUGUAAGUGGACAACACUUGCGGCAGUUGGGAAAGACAUCAUUGAAGAGGAAGAUGGGGCAUUAGCAAUGCCUCAUCAGUGGUUAGAGGGGAAUCUACCAGUCAGUGCCAAAUGUACUUUUUGUGACAAAACGUGUGGGAGUGUGUUGCGGUUACAAGAUCAGCGGUGUCUGUGGUGCAGAGCCAUGGUGCACACAUCGUGUGUCGUGACUUACCCAAAAACAUGCCCGCUGGGCCCGUGUCGGGUAUCAGUACUACCACCAAUCUGCAUAAACAACAUUGACUCAGACGGAUACUGGGAGGCCACAAGACCUCUUGGAACUUGUCCAUUGUUGGUGUUCGUCAAUUCAAAAAGUGGGGACAAUCAGGGUGUAAAGUUUCUACGACGUUUCAAGCAGCUCAUGAACCCAGCCCAGGUGUUUGACCUAAUGAAUGGUGGGCCAUAUACUGGGAUACGCCUGUUCCAAAAGUUUGAUCCAUUCCGCAUUCUGGUUUGUGGGGGAGAUGGUAGUGUAGGCUGGGUGUUUCAAGAAAUGGAUAAACUCAAGUUGCAUAAUCAGUGUCAAGUAGGAGUACUACCCCUAGGGACUGGGAACGAUCUUGCCAGGGUACUAGGCUGGGGCAGCGUCUUCGAUGAUGAGACACAGAUACAGAUAAUCCUCGAAAAAAUGGAACAUGCUCAGAUUAAGAUGCUGGACCGAUGGAGCAUCAUGACAUAUGAAGGGACGAUGCCACCGCCAAGAAAACUUUCUCAACAGUUUGAUCCAAUCUCAGUAUAUGAGGAUUCAGUUGCAGCUCAUCUUUCCAAAAUCUUACACUCUGAUGACCACUCUGUGGUCAUUUCAUCUGCAAGAGUUUUAUGUGAAACAGUGAAAGAUUUUGUUGCAAAAGUUGGCACAGCCCACGAAAGAGUUGACUUUGAUGAGGAGGACGAGGAUGAUGACAAUGAUGAAGAGGAUAACUCAAUAUCAAGAAAGUGUGCGGUUUUAAACGAAAAACUGGAUGCCUUAUUGAACACCUUGAAUGCUGAGUCAAAAGCUUCCAAAAAAGCUGAGGCCAAGGUCCAGGAGGAAAUAAAAGCCGUUGUGAAACUAUUGGAACCUAAACCAGAAAAGCCAAAGAAAGAAGUGGAUAAGAAUAAAGAAUCUUCAAAGACACUUGAUCCUCCGAAAAGCCUGGAUUUGAAUGGGGAAAGUUCUCGUGAUGAUGUCGCAUCUAGUGGACUGACACCCCCCAAGCCCACGAGGAGAAGAUCUUCAACACACUCAGCAUUCCGUGCUCGUGAAGCCCUCAUGUCGCGUGCUAAUAGCCUCAAGAAAGCAAUAAGACAGAUCAUUGAACACACAGAGCGUGCGGUCGACGAACAAAACGCUCAGAGCCUUCUACCUACAAUCCAUUCCCCAUGCCCUGGGACGCCGUGUCCGGGUACACCAAUGAUGAACUCUCCAAUAAAUGAAAAGAAGGAAUACCCAGAAGCCGGAACGUCAUCAGGAAGCAAAUUUUUAGAAGUGCCACAAUUUUCUGUUUUUACGUCGCCGGGAAACUCACGGCCGAAUUCACGUUCUGCAAGCCCAAGACUGUCUCCACGAUUGAAGCGACUCGGCAAAGAAAAAGAAGGUUCACGUUCACCACGAGUGGGAGGUGCCUUUCGUCGCAUCAGCAGCAUGAGUACAUUCCGUCGAUCUACGAGUUACCAGUCAGGGUUGUCAAAAGGAGAGAAAAGUCCAACGACAGAGCAAAUUCCAAAUAUGCCCAUCCUGGGAGGGGUGCCUAUGUUUCCAUUAUUACCUAGUAUCAGCAGUAUGGCCAAUUCCAUAGCAGGAGGUAGUUUCAUCAGCAAGGUCCUGUUAGCAAAUGCUGAUGCCUUGUGUGCUGCCGCUUCACCUUUGAUAGAAGAAGACAUUGCAUUGGAGGACUACACUGAAAGGUGUGUGAUGAACAACUACUUUGGUAUCGGCCUAGAUGCCAAGAUAGCGUUAGAUUUUCAUUUAAAAAGAGAAGAACAUCCUGAGAAAUGCAGUCGUACCAAGAACAUCAUGUGGUAUGGUAUGUUAGGUGGCAAAGAACUUCUUCAGAAGACAUUCAAAAAUCUUGAUGAACGAGUACAGCUGGAGUGUGAUGGACAACGGAUACCCUUGCCAAGUUUGCAAGGCAUUGUGGUCCUGAAUAUUGUCAGUUAUGGCGGCGGGACAAACUUCUGGGGUGGCACGAAGGAAGACGAUAGUUUUACUGCCCCAAGUUUUGAUGACAAGAUAUUAGAAGUGGUUGCGGUGUUUGGUAGCAUUCAGAUGGCUAUGUCACGUGUCAUGAACUUACAACAUCACAGGAUUGCUCAGUGUCGGAGUGUAAAGAUCUGCAUAAUGGGAGAUGAGGGUGUGCCUGUCCAGGUAGAUGGUGAAGCAUGGAUACAACCACCAGGGUAUAUGAGGAUUGUACAUAAGAAUAGAGCUCAGGUUUUAACGAGGGAUAGGGAGUUCGAGAGUACUUUGAAGUCUUGGUCAGAGAAGUUGAAGUUUGAUCGGCCGACAAGUCUGUCAUCUUUAUAUCAUAUCAAUGAAGAUGAGUCAACGAUUCUACAGGGAUUUGUCGAUUCAUCAGCAGCACUUAUAAAGAGUGUGAAAGUUGCAGCCAUUACACAUAGUUCUGUAGAGCAGGACCUAUUCCAGUUGGCGACCCAUGCUUCAGGAUGCCUUGAUCGUCUAUAUCCAUCGGGACGAUUAGCAGAGGCUGAAGGAACCGACAGUGAAGGACAUCAGCCUGUGGUGCGUAACCAUGUGAUAGAACUUGUCCAGAGUGUCAAGAUGUUACAUCAGGAGACAAGUGCUUUCUUAUCAGAGAAGGCAGGCAAUGUGCGUUUGAGGCCAGACCUUGAAGAGAAAUUAAGUGCCGCUUUGGCCAACAUUGAGACGGACACGAAAAAGAUGUUAGAUAUCCCUGGCUUCCAAGUGGACGAGGAGUACUUAACUGGUGGCGACACCAAGCGACACAAACAUGGCAAAUUUAAAAUCAUGACCAGAUUAAUGUUUGGGAAGAAAGAGAAGGACAAGUACUUAUUAAGCCCUCAGCAAAUACUAUGCGUGAAUGAAUGGACCCCAGAAGAUGUGGCCCAGUGGCUAGAAGGGCUAGGUCUGGGUGAAUACAAAGAUGCCUUCAUCAAGAAUGACAUACAAGGACCAGAGUUACUUCACUUAGAGAGGAGAGAUUUAAAGGACAUGGGUAUCCACAAAAUCGGCCAUGUCAAGCGGUUGCAGCAAGCCAUCAAAGACAUCACGAGGCAGAUGUCGCUACUGGACAAGUCGGCGGUUGCCCCGUUAUGACACUCGUCAGAUUUGAAGUCACCUGAUAUGAUGUAUUGAAAGAAACUGCACUUGAUCCUCUUGACAGGUUACCUUCCAGAAGUAGGAGGCAGUGAAUGCAACUGGCAAUUGGAGGGCAACAAUAGUGGAAAUGAUAUUGGAGCUUUCAAAUGACCGGAGGUCUGGAUGACUUUUGAUUUAAUCAUCCCAGAAGUCAGCUGAAAACUGUCUGCUCAACUUCUUCUCACUCUUAACCUAUUUCUGACCUGUGUGUCAUGUUCUCUCUAAUUUCUACCUUUUCCUUGACGCUACACAUCUGGACCAUCACCUCCAGCAACAACUCCCCCACCAGGGGGUCAAGACUGAAAAAUAGAAAGUGCAAUAUAUCGCUUAUUAUUGACUUGUUUUCGCUAAUAGUUAUAUGAUAGGUACUCCUGAUACAGAUGCAUCACUCCUUGCAGGUUUUUGAUUUGGUCUACUUUUCAAGGUCACAGAGGUAAAAUGGCAUGAAAUUUCCGUUUGGCUAUAUAUUAUAGCACGUUUCCUAACCAGCAUGAAUUAUUAGCCUUUGCGUGCUCAUAUUUUUUUAGAAAAUCAGAAAAUGUUACA